Messenger RNA from Selaginella moellendorffii, 994 nucleotides. RefSeq names its product formin-like protein 20. Lineage: Eukaryota; Viridiplantae; Streptophyta; Lycopodiopsida; Selaginellales; Selaginellaceae. The transcript is spliced from 3 exons. The record is from RefSeq and is a predicted model, not a curated record. The coding region runs from base 32 to 961 and encodes 309 amino acids.
UUAGGGCUCUUCGAUUUCCUUGUAUUCCAGAAUGGAAGCGGGCGUUCCAAGCGCCAAGAAAGCCCGGCGGCUUCCCGAGGUCCUCGUCCCAACAGUGCCAUCGCAAUCCAUGGUAGGUCUCGUGAAAUCCACGCAGCAGCAGCAGCAGCUACCGAUGAUCCAGCCCUUCCAAUUCCAGCCGCCGCCGCCGCAAGAACGCAAGCGAUCGAUGCUCACGCCGGCGCCUCCUCAGGGAGCCCCGAUCUACCACUUCUACCAGCACCAAAUCCAGCAGCAGCAGCAGCAGCUCCAUCGAAUUCCCUCCCAGAAUCUCCAGCAGCCUCCCGUUCCAAGACGAAUCCACAAAAGGAUCGAAGAGUUCCACGACGACAGAGAGCCGCCCUCGAAUCCUCCAUGGGCCACCGCCCCCGCUGCGAUGCCUCUCCCGGUAUCUCUCACCAUGCCUCUCCAUGCGCUCUCGCCAACGAGCUACGCGGCCGCCAUAGCUUCCCCGCCACCUCCUCCAAACGCUGGCCCGGUACGACGAGUGGGAUCAAAGCGAGCUCCAGCGCCAGCGACGGAAGAUUGGAGAUUUGCCAAUGGUGGCGGUAUGAAUUUCAUGGCAGGGCCGCCGCCACCGCCGCCACCUCCGCCAGGAGCUCGCGCUCCUGGAGGAUUCUUGGUAUCGCCGGCUAGCUUUGCGGGACCGGUUAGCGUGUCCGUGGCUGGAGGGGCGUCGCAAAGGAUGUCUUCCACCCCAAGUCCUCGGCUCUCUCCCGUGACUACUACGAGCACUGCCAAUCCUGCUAGAGCUGCUGCGAUUGAGAAGAGAAGAUCCAAGCUCAAACAAGUGUCCGCUGCUUACCACCUGGAGUUGGAGUCUCAGUGCCAAAAACUGCUGCUCCUCCAGCGCGAGUGCCGAGAUAGCGAUUGUACUGCUGCUGCUGCUGCUGCUCGAGAUGUUUCGGGUAUCGCAGUGUGAGUGAACGACGAGCUUCCGGGUUUCUAGAUUUUC